Messenger RNA from Galdieria sulphuraria, 1419 nucleotides. Its product is annotated as transcriptional adapter 2-alpha. Gene Ontology annotation, molecular function: transcription coactivator activity; chromatin binding; zinc ion binding. NCBI's taxonomy places the organism in Eukaryota, Rhodophyta, Bangiophyceae, Galdieriales, Galdieriaceae. Gene Ontology annotation, cellular component: nucleus. The transcript has a single exon. Gene Ontology annotation, biological process: regulation of transcription by RNA polymerase II; chromatin remodeling. The record is from RefSeq and is a predicted model, not a curated record. Bases 18 to 1391 code for a protein of 457 amino acids.
UGUUUUGGUGGUGGUUCAUGUUGGAAAGCACAAGUUCCAAGAAAAAGAGAAAAAGGUCAGUAGAAGUGGUUCCUGUAUCUUCUCCUUUGGCAGCAAGAAGGUCGGGCAGAACAGAUAUCAAAGUUGGCCCUAAGUGUACUUGUGACUAUUGUGGAGUGGAUAUUACCCGCACUUUGUACUUUCGUUGUGCAGAAUGCCCAAACUUUGACUUUUGUCUUCCUUGUUUUUCGGUUGGAGUAGAAAUAUAUCCUCACCGGUCGUAUCAUCCUUAUCGAGUCAUAUCGUAUAUCGCAGAGUUCCCAUUUUGUCAAGGUUGGACAGCAGAGGAAGAAGAAAAUUUACUUGACGCUAUGCUCAUGUAUGGCUUACACAACUGGCAACUAGUGUCUGAAUACGUCCGAACAAAAUCCAAAAGCAAAUGUGAGCAACACUACCAUCAAGUCUAUCUCCAAAGUGCUACUGCGCCUCUUCCGAGUUUGGACUUUAAGACGACGGCCACUGCGACUUUUAUGAAGGAUCAAGAAGAACCCGAAAGUGCACAAGAAUCAAAAGAAACUGAACAAGCAACACAGGAAGUCACUCCAGUUAAAGUAUCUCUAGAUGAAAGCUCGAUUCUUUCCGGUUUUCUACCAAAGCGGAAGGACUUUGACGUCGAAUAUGAUGACAAUGCAGAAGCAACCAUAGCAGAGCUGCAGAUAGUAGAAGAUGACACUCUAGAAGAGAGACAUUUGAAGUUGAAGCUGUUGGAAAUAUAUGAUAUCAAGUUGCAGGAAAGAGAGCGUAAGAAGGAUGCAGUCUUGAGAUGGAAAAUGUAUGAUGCCAACCAAUUCAAGGAAGACUUACAACAACUUGGCAAUGAAGAUAGAAAAUGGAUGGAGCUUUUUUUCAACUUUGGUCAGUUUUUGUCCAAAGAGGAAUUGGACAGCUUUAUACAGUUUGUGAAACAAGAUAUUGCAUAUAGAAGUGAACUGGUUCGUUUAUUGUCCUAUCGAGCAAAUGGCAUUUGUGAUUUCAAACAGGCGGAAGAGUUUGAAAGUCAAGUUAUGCGUCGUGUGGAAGAAUUGGAACAACAUUUGGAACGAAUGAAUCAUUCUCCUUUACGUGAAACGAGCCAAAGAGAAGAUACAGAGAAAAAGAAAACGAAAAAAUCAUCGACACCUCACAAAGUUGUUGCAUCAUCGAACACAGAUUGGAAGCCGAUGACUAUUACCACAGCUAUGAAAGACCAUGAUAAAUUGUCACUCAUGGAAAAAGCAUUUUGUUCCGCAAUGCAUUUGAAACCAUCAGAUUAUUUUCAUUUUCAAGAAAUGGUGAAAAAACACGGGGAAAGCAAAAAGAACAAAUCAAAUACGAGUGUUCCUUGGAUAGUGGAUUGGCCACCACAAAAAUAAACUAUUCAAUAAAAUAUGAUUUGCAGUA